Molecule: messenger RNA, 258 nt
Organism: Opisthorchis viverrini
Lineage: Eukaryota; Metazoa; Platyhelminthes; Trematoda; Opisthorchiida; Opisthorchiidae
Exons: 1
Source: RefSeq, a predicted model, not a curated record
AUGACAUACGUUGUUUUGAGCCCCGUACUCCUCUUGUUCGCAGUGGCCAAGGUGGCUGGCUCCGGUGGAUGCCAAACGUGUCCUCCAAAUUUAUGGAUGCACUGUGAAUCCGGCAAAUAUCGAUGGUCGACUAGUGAACACCGUAAGCUGCUGGGAGCUACUAGAGGAUAUAAUGGUUACUCAAACCUCUCAGCUUGCCGAUUCAUGUGCGAGGAGAUGCGUGGCUGUGAGAUUUUUGAAUACGGAAUAGACGAUGAA